Tachysurus fulvidraco (yellow catfish) is the source of this 3716-nucleotide messenger RNA. It is a transcript of the gene samd13, whose product is annotated as sterile alpha motif domain containing 13. The record is from RefSeq and is a predicted model, not a curated record. Gene Ontology annotation, molecular function: protein binding. The transcript is spliced from 4 exons. NCBI's taxonomy places the organism in Eukaryota, Metazoa, Chordata, Actinopteri, Siluriformes, Bagridae. The coding region runs from base 1724 to 2035 and encodes 103 amino acids.
UCGUGUUCCCCGUUUGAUGAGUGUGUGUGUGGGAGAGAAUCUGUGUGAGUUUAAAUACAGACAGAAUUAUAGUCCUGCAGUAACGUGAGCUCCAGUUUAAUUAACGUUGGGUGUUUUUACUAUUGUAGCGAAUCAGCCUGUAAUAAAGCGACUGAUGCUAACGUGCUAACGUUAUUAGCUGGCUAGUGGACAUGUUUACUAUGUUUUUUGGUUUUUUUUAUCUUUUAAUUUAAUUUCUCUCUGUGUGUGUUUGUAGAGUGUUUAACAUGAAAAAAAGUUGUUUUGUUUCACACGUGGGUUUUCUUGCGAAACUCCGAAGUGAUAUAUUUACAUUUUGACUUUUGCUAAGCUAACAACAACUCGGUAUCGUAUUAGUGAGUCAAUUAGAGAUUCGAUUCAUCUUAUUAAGGACAAAUAUGUUUGUUAAACAUCUACGUUAACUCUAUCGAGACAUCAUGUAUGUCUUUUCAUUUAGAAUUUGCAAAUAUGGGUUUAAAUGAUAUCGUUAUUUGAGCAAAUGUUUUAUUCAUGACGGUUCUCUGGUUAUUAAAUGUCUGAGGAAAAAAAGUUCCUGAAGUCACCGGAUAUGGAACAUUUUCAGUAAACUGAUAAUAAAGUCAUGGUGUAAAGAAGUAAAUGAGUGAAAAUACGAGAGCUUUUUUUCCUGCUUGUGCAGAUAUGGAUCACAAGAAUCAUUACUGAGAAAAUCGUGAAAAAAGUUCAGACAACUUUGUGCAAAUUCUGUACUGCUAAACUGUUUAAGUUUAAAUCAUAUUCAAUUUGUGGCAUUACUUUAAAUUUAUUUUCAUAUUUGUCUUUGUUUUGAUAUUUGUUUAUUUGUGAAUUGUGCUUCAUUUUCUUUCAGACACAUCAUCUCUCUCUCUCUCUCCCUCCCUCCCUCAUACUUCCUAUUUUUAUUUUGUUAUUCAAAGAUGGUUUGAUGUCUUACUUUUGAAUGAAUUCUUUUCUAUCAAUCUGCCCAUCUUUACACCGUCAUCCAUGCUGUGAUUAGCAUCGUGUCUGCUGAUGUUUGUACAAUUAAGAGUUCAAAACUUAUUCAGUAUUGCUGAUAAUUUAGAUUAUGUCUGUUCAUUAGAAUAGACCAAGAAUGGACAACAUGAGCCACGUUACUGGGCCAAAUGUGUUAGAAAAGAGAAAAUUAGAGAUACAUUCUGGUGAGUUUAAAAGAGUGAUGUUAGAAUUCUGGGGAUUGUAUCGGUACAUGAUGUUGCUAUGCUGCUGGGAUGUUUCUCUGAAGAGCUACCAAUCAGGGCUAACACAUGGUUCCUGAUCCAAGGCAUGUGCUUCCAGGCCAACACUUCUUUUUUGAACUAAUAAUCAUGUAGUGUCAGGGAGGAGGCAUAAUGCACUACCCUCCACCUGCUCCUGCAUGAACGAGCUGAAUGAGGGGAUGAUUGGCAGGUGUUCCUGUGAUUGAUAAGGGAGAGAGUGUAUCCCUCCCUUCUUAAGAACAUGGCCAGUUUUGCUCUUCUGGAUUUCCGACCCCGGAUGUCUGUGACAUCAUUGAGAUUUAAACUCGGACGAUGGGGCAAACACUUUUCUGUUUUCAGUCACACCAAAAUACAGCGACGUUGUCAGCAUUUCAGGCCGUUGUCAACCCUGGAAACCGUGUUCAGCUCACUUAACGUUGUCAUCACAGCGCCCUGUUCUGAAGACACUCAGCAGCUGUGAAGGUGGUUAAAACAAUGGCCCUGAAUGUACCAUGAGGUUUGAGCUUAGGACAUCAAAUGAAACAUUGCGUUCAACUUUGACAACCAGUACGGUGGAGAAUGGGCAGCUUCCUGAUCCUGCCCACUGGGCUGUAGCCGAUGUUGUCAAUUAUUUUAAAGCUACUGGAUUUGAAGAGCAAGCCAAUGCUUUCCAAGACCAGGAAAUUGAUGGCAAAUCUCUAUUGUUAAUGACUCGUAACGAUGUUCUGACUGGACUCUCAAUAAAACUGGGGCCGGCAUUGAAGAUUUACGAGUACCACGUGAAGCCGCUUCAGACCCAACACUUAAAAAGCAAUGCCUCAUAGCACUCUGGACGAACAGAUGGGCCGAGCGUUGGACGACAAUCACGCCAUGGAACAGCAGGGUAACUGCAGACUGAAGACAAGGCCAUGUCCUUAUGUGCAUUUUAUGCAUCUUUGUAGGCAAAUACACAAAAAAACUUUAAUGUGAAUUUCUUUCUCAUUCUAAAUUUGGUUGUACAGGUACAACGUUGUCUCUUUUUUUGGUGUGUGUGUGUGUGUGUGUGUGUGUGUGUGUGUGUGUGUGUGUGUGUGUGUGUGUGUGUGUGUGUGAGAGAGAGAGAGAGAGAGAGGGGAUUUGUUGAACUGGUGUUAUGACUGAAGUGUUUUUUUUUGUUUUGUUUUGUUUUUUUAAAUGACCCUUUGCAAACAUGUAAAUAUGUCCAAAUAUUUAGUUUGGUUUGCGAUUUUUAAAAAUUUUAAUGUGGAAUAUAGCGUGAAAGUCUUUGCCACUAAGACGAUAAACACUAUAGUGGAAAGUGUUGCUAGGUGUACCAUGAAUUUCAGAGGUUUUAUUGAGAAUGAACUUAUCGCAUUAUUGGUCUGUAUAUAAAAUGUGACUAAAGGAGUGAUGGAUCAAUUGUUUUGUUGGUGCUUGCUUCCUCUUCUCCUUAAAGCUAUUUAAGUCUUUAAUGGUUAUAAAUAAGUUACAGCACAAAUGAUCAUGAAAACUAACCAUGCUGCAGCUGUAUGUGUUUUUUUAUCAAAGAUUUAUUUAAAAUGUGCUCAAAUAAGGACUUUGAGGCAGUGUAACAGGUAGCUAGAGCCUGGGAUCUAAUUAAAACCAGGCUCCUUUUGUGUUUAACUGGGUUAUUUGCAUUAAAAGUCUAUUAGACGUAUAUAAUAACUUUUUGAAUAAUUUUAAAAGGAGGAUCACAAAAUACUACUUUUUGAACAAGUAAUCUCUGACCACAGACUGGAAGCUGGUGGUGUUUCUGACGCCGGUGCUUAAGAAGUAAAGUUCAGUUUUACAAGGUGUCUUUUUAGCAGUAUUUGUUCCUAAAUAUCCUGCAAUAGAGGAUUCUCUGAAUGUCAAAUGUUUGCAAUAAUCUGCUUGAAUAACAAAAUCACUGACUCAACCAUAAUCCCUGGUUAUCAUUCCAGUACAGAGAUUACACCCCUAAUAACUAAUCAUUACAAUCUAUGUUCCAUGAUUGGAUGCCCAGAUUAUUUCUUGUAUGACUUUUUUUUAUUUUUUUUGCUUGUUUUAAUAAUGAAUUACUGUGCUUUGUGUUUUAAAAACAUCAUUUUCAUUCGCAAUAAUACCACAUUAUCUAAGGAAUGAAAAGAAUCCAUGCAACAUUUUAUCUCUUUUCUCUUUCCAAAUACAUUUAUAUCUAAUUUCACAUAACUUCAAAUUAGUGUUCCAGAUAUUUUGAUGUAUUAAAAAAAAACACACACAACUUUAAAUUUGUUCAAUCACACCGAGCCCUGCACAACAUUGUGUAAUGAUGUAUAUGUAUACAUGAUCUCCAUGUUCAAUUUAUUUAUUAAACCUCUUAUUUAUUAAAUGUGACUAGUAUUUGUUGCAGUCAUUUCAUUCAGAUCCAAUUCAGUUCUUUGAAGAAAAAAAAUUGUUUUUAAUAUUAUUAUUUGUCAAUAACUCCAUUUGUGAUAUUUGGACACAUAAGGUUCAUUUUUUGUUGACUUGUUUUUAUUGCAGUUUAUUAAAGUCUGUUAAGACAGC